AUGCUUGAGGUAAUCAAAUCUAAACUGUCGAAAAUAUUUGCAGUGAAUGGUUCAGGUGACUUGAAAUCUUACGUGGGAAUAAACAUAGGUUACGAUUUUAAAAAAGGUGUCAUAAAACUCGAUCAGAAGCAUUACAUUGAGUCUUUAGCGAAGAGAUUCGUGGUUGAGAACAGCAAAUUAUAUAGUACACCGAUGGAGCAAAAUUUGAAACUGGAAACAUCGCAAUCGGCGUCAAAUGAAAUUAAAUAUAGAAAUCUCAUUGGAGCAUUAUUGUAUGUUGCUAUUGGAACAGGAAUAGACAUUAGCUAUAGUGAAAAUUAUUUAAGACGAUUCCAAAAUUGUUACGAUGAACCUCAUUUGAAAUACGCUUUAAGAAUAAUGGAUUGCUCUGUUGCCGCUGAUUGGGGUGGAUAUAGAUCAGAUAGAAAACCAACUACAGCUGCUGAAAAUGAACCGUUAUCAGAAGCAGUUAGCGAGUUAAAGUAUUUAAAGAAACUGCAAAUAGGUUUUGAUGUAGAGAUUGAAAAGCCAAUAAAAACUAAUGAAGAUGAUUCAGGCGCAACCGCAAUAUCGAAAUAUGGAAAUUUAACAAAAAGCUCGAAAUAUAAUGGAGUAUAUAAUCAUUUCCUACAUAAAUGCUAUGAACAUCAAAAAAUACUCAUUGUAAGGAUUGAUUCAGAGAGCACCGUAGCCGAUAUUUUGACCAAAACAUUAGGAUGUAAUAAGUUUGAAAAUCUUAGGCGAGUUGCAAGACUAACUUAA
Molecule: messenger RNA, 762 nt
Organism: Eufriesea mexicana
Lineage: Eukaryota; Metazoa; Arthropoda; Insecta; Hymenoptera; Apidae
Exons: 4
Coding region: 1-762 (253 amino acids)
Source: RefSeq, a predicted model, not a curated record